Balaenoptera musculus (blue whale) is the source of this 3277-nucleotide messenger RNA. RefSeq names its product D-amino acid oxidase (gene DAO). The coding region runs from base 209 to 1252 and encodes 347 amino acids. NCBI's taxonomy places the organism in Eukaryota, Metazoa, Chordata, Mammalia, Artiodactyla, Balaenopteridae. The transcript is spliced from 11 exons. The record is from RefSeq and is a predicted model, not a curated record. Gene Ontology annotation, molecular function: FAD binding; D-amino-acid oxidase activity.
GACGCCCCAGCCUCAGGAGCCUCCCUUUAGGAGAUAGGACCCUGCACCCAUAGCAGCUGCCUCUUUUCUCCAGAAAUUUGGCACGCCAGGUGAGCGGGGGCAGGGGUGGUGGCGCAGCAGAUCUGAGUGUCCUCCCAGUGUCGACAGAGAAGGUCCACGUUAGAGCCUGACGCAAGUGACAGCCUUGCAGGGACCACAGGCUGGCACGAUGCGCGUGGUAGUGAUCGGAGCGGGUGUCAUCGGGCUGUCCACCGCCCUCUGCAUCCAUGAGCGCUACCACUCGGUCCUGCAGUCGCUGGAUGUGAAGGUCUACGCAGAACGCUUCACCCCGCUCACCAACACUGAUGUGGCUGCCGGCCUCUGGCAGCCCUACCUCUCCGAGCCCAGCAACCCACAGGAGGCGCACUGGAACCAGCAGACCUUCAACUAUCUCCUGAGCCACAUCGGUUCUCCCAACGCGGCAGACAUGGGCCUGGCCCCAGUCUCAGGCUACAACCUCUUCCAUGAAGUCGUUCCGGACCCUUACUGGAAGGAUGUAGUUCUGGGAUUUCGGAAGCUGACUCCGAGAGAGCUGGACAUGUUUCCCGAUUACAGCUAUGGCUGGUUCAACACAAGCCUGAUUCUGGAGGGAAGGAAGUAUCUGCAGUGGCUGACUGAAAGGUUAACUGAGAGAGGAGUGAAAUUCCUCCUAAGGAAGGUGGAGUCUUUUGAGGAGGUGGCAAGAGGAGGAGCGGAUGUGAUUAUCAACUGCACUGGGGUAUGGGCUGGGGCUUUGCAACCAGAUCCCCUGCUGCAGCCAGGCCGGGGGCAGAUCAUUAAGGUGGAUGCCCCGUGGAUGAAGCACUUCAUUAUCACCCAUGACCCAGAGAGAGGCAUCUAUAAGUCCCCGUACAUCAUCCCGGGGAUCCAGGCAGUGACUCUUGGAGGCAUCUUCCAGCUGGGGAACUGGAGUGAGACAAACAAUAUCCAGGACCACAACACCAUUUGGGAAGGCUGCUGCAGACUGGAGCCCACACUGAAGGAUGCAAAAAUUGUUAGUGAAUGCACUGGCUUCCGGCCAGUACGCCCCCAGGUUCGACUAGAAAGAGAAGAGCUUCAUGUUGGAUCUUCAAACACAGAGGUCAUCCACAACUAUGGCCACGGAGGCUAUGGGCUCACCAUCCACUGGGGCUGUGCCCUGGAGGUGGCCAAGAUCUUUGGGAAAAUCCUGGAAGAAAGGAAUUUGCUCAGGAUGCCACCAUCCCACCUCUGAAGAUACCAGUGACCUCCGCCUCCCCCACAAAAACUCCCUGCUCCCCUCAGCCAACUACUCAUCGCACCCAUUGUUAACCGCCCCCUCCACCCCUGACUCCUUUUUGCAAGAAGCACAAGGUGAGAAGAGGAAACCACAAGGUCAAUUCCUGAAGGAGAGUCCUGCGCCCUCUGAUGGCUGAGGUCUCUCCACCCUCUCCAGGCCUGACAUUAAGAACAGCUGGAGGCUGUUAGCCCAUGAGUCCUCAGAGGAAGGGAAGCUCAGAAUAUCCAAGUGGCGAAGGAGCUCUGAGUGAGGGAGGCUGUGAGGGAGCCUGUGAGGGAGCCCCGAGCGAGGGAGAUCCGGGUGAUGGAGGCUCUUGCAACCUUGGUUCUCUAAGGCCACAGAAUGCACUUGAGGUAACUGGUAUCAGAUUUCACUGCAGGAAUUUAUACAUAGAACGGGGGUAUAGAGAAGGCAGAAGAGGAGAGCCAUUGAACUAGCAACACGUGAUGCCUGUUGCACAUCCAGGACUCCUAAUGGCUUCAGCUGCCCACUAGCGGCCCCACGGGCACUAUGUAACCCUUGAGGAGGAUCCCUUGGGGGUCAUCCCCAAAGGAACCCCUUUAUAGAUAACUAAAUUCACCAAGCAGAUUGAACGUGUCCCUUACCUUCUGGCUAGCACACUCUGGGAUAGCAAACAGGCUUCCAGAUGUUUCUGAGAGCUUUGAAUGAGCCCAGAUGGCACCUUAGCACCUUCAUCCCUAAUUAUCUGCCUCAGCCUCUGAGGUGAAUUUUUAUCUCUCCGGGGCUUUGGUAAAAACCAGAGCCUAGUAUUCCUCAUGCAUCUGGGACCAGUGACACCCUAUGUGCCGUGAAGAGGUCUUGACUGGCCCAUGCCAUCUAUAUCCAUGCCAUUUCACGUGAUGGGCUCUUCAUGGAGCAUCUGCCAUGAAGAUUUUGGCUGGCCCUAAGCUAAGCAGGGUAUAAGAGCCAAGAUCUUAGAAUUCCUGCCCUAAUAAUAAUAACAACAAUUAUUAUUUUUAUUAUAGUUAUAAUUUUUUGCAUUCUAACUGGCUACUGGUGCUAAACUCUUACAAACAUUACUCAUUUAUUCCUUACAACCUACCCCCACCACCCCCAUGAAGUAUCUAUUAUUCCUAUUUUGUAGGUGAGAAGACCAAGGCACAGAGAGGCAAUACAAGGUCAGCAGCUGGGAAGGGGUAGAAUGGAGAUUCAGGGCCAGAAAUUAUGUGAUUCCAGUGCCUCACUUUCAACCACCAUGAAACACUGAAUCCCAGGUUGGGGGGAAAUAUAUAGUUAUGAAGGAAUCGGUUGGCCUCCUCCCCAACUACUUCUGCAAACACACUGUAAAGGAACCAGGUCUCUCCUCCUCACAGCCACAUUUGGGCCAAGAUCAGGGGACUCUCACCAGACUGGAGUCAGGGACACUUCCUGGUGCUUGGAGUGGAACACCAUUUUUGACUAAAGUGAUUGCCCAUCCUAAAAUUCCCCAGGGAAAGUGACCCCUACUGGUCGAGGUUAAUUGUCAGCAGGAACACUACAUGGCCCAGAACACAGUGAACUCACAAAAAUACAUGGCCAGGAAAGUCUCUAUUCAGACCCAAAGUGACCCUCCUUUUUGUAAAUGGUAAAGACCUCUUUGCAAUGUGGUUUCCUCUUGAUUCCAUUCCAAGAUUCAGAAUAGAAGGAGCAUGGGGAAAUUCUGCAAUCCACAUGGCACUGUAGGACAUGUGCCUUGAUGUCUUCAUUUUUCUUCACUUAACAUUCCUGCUCCUUCCCCAGUGGUGAUCUACAACCAUAUUUACAAUGAAUUCUUGGCCACUUGCUGAGUUUAUAAAAGUUUAUCUUUUCUCAUUGAAUUGUUUUGGAACUUUGGUCAAAAAUCAAUUGACCAUAAAUGUAGGGGUUUAUUUUUGGACUCUCAUUUCUAUUCUAUUCAUCUGUGUAUCUAUCCUUAUGCCAGGACCACACUGUCUUUUUUUUAAUACAUCUUUAUUAGAGUAUAAUUACUUUACACUGUUG